Helicoverpa zea (corn earworm) is the source of this 2542-nucleotide messenger RNA. It is a transcript of the gene Cyp18a1, whose product is annotated as cytochrome P450 18a1-like. The transcript has 6 exons. The record is from RefSeq and is a predicted model, not a curated record. Bases 154 to 1773 code for a protein of 539 amino acids. Gene Ontology annotation, molecular function: heme binding; iron ion binding; oxidoreductase activity, acting on paired donors, with incorporation or reduction of molecular oxygen, reduced flavin or flavoprotein as one donor, and incorporation of one atom of oxygen. Gene Ontology annotation, biological process: xenobiotic metabolic process. Gene Ontology annotation, cellular component: intracellular membrane-bounded organelle; cytoplasm. NCBI's taxonomy places the organism in Eukaryota, Metazoa, Arthropoda, Insecta, Lepidoptera, Noctuidae.
CGCAGACGUCGUUCGCACGCGAUAUACAAUCACUGAGUUCUCGGCAUCGCACUAUCGCGAUUUACGAUCCGCGCACUAAUGCUACGUAUCGUUUACUGAGUAAAAUACAACCGUUGUUUUUAUUUAUUUUAAAGAACAAUAUAAACAGAUAAAAUGAUAACAAUGCUUUCAAAUUCUAAACUAUUGUGGGGACUAUGGCAAGUGGUAAACUACUGUGCGUCGCGUACCUCGCUGCCGCUGCUGCUGGUGGCGGGCGCGGCGCUGCUGGUGCUGCGGCUGGCGGCGCUGGUGCGCGAGAUGCGCAAGCUGCCGCCGGGCCCCUGGGGUCCGCCCGUCGUCGGCUACCUGCCCUUCCUCGGAGUUCGCCACAAGACCUUCCUGGAGCUCGCUCGCAACUACGGUGCUCUGUUCUCCGCGCGGCUCGGAAAUCAGCUGACGAUCGUUCUUAGCGACUACAAACUCAUCAGAGAAGCUUUCCGCAGAGAAGAAUUUACCGGACGUCCCAGCACUCCGCUCAUGCAUACUUUGGAUGGUCUUGGCAUCAUCAACAGCGAGGGUCGCCUCUGGAAGAGCCAGCGCCGCUUCUUGCACGACAAAUUGCGCGAGUUCGGCAUGACUUACAUGGGAAACGGCAAGAAGAUCAUGGAAGGAAGAAUUAAGAGCGAAGUGUACGAGCUUAUCGCCAGCCUGCACCGCGCGGAGGGUGCGCCCAUUGACGCGAACCCUUUACUCGCCCUGGGCGUGUCCAACGUCAUCUGCGGCAUCACGAUGUCCGUGCGCUUCAGUAACGGCGACGCUCGCUUUGAGAGGCUCAACAAUCUCAUUGAAGAAGGCAUGAGGCUGUUCGGCGAAGUGCACUACGGCGAAUAUGUACCUCUCUACAACUACCUUCCCGGCAAAGCUCAAGCUCAGGAGAGAGUAGCGAAGAAUCGCGAAGAAAUGUUCGCUUUCUACCAAACCCUGAUCGACGAGCAUCGUGAAACUCUCGAUGUUGAUAACGUGAGAGACCUCAUUGACGUCUAUCUGAUCGAGAUCGAGAAGGCCAAGACUGAGGGCCGCGCCGGAGAACUGUUCGAGGGCAGAGAUCAUGAACUACAACUGAAACAGAUUCUUGGUGAUCUAUUUUCUGCCGGCAUGGAAACUAUCAAAUCAUCACUUUUGUGGAUGAUUGUAUUCAUGCUGAGAAACCCCGAUGUGAAGAGGCGAGUGCAGGAAGAGCUCGAUGCUGUCAUUGGCCGCGAGCGUUUACCGACAAUUGAGGACAUGCCAAAUCUUCCCUACACCGAAACAACAAUCUUGGAGACUUUACGCAUGUCGAACAUUGUCCCCCUGGCAACAACACACUCUCCUACAAAGGAUGUUCACCUCAACGGCUACAGGAUUCCCGCGGGAUCUCAAGUUGUACCACUCAUCAACUGCGUACACAUGGACCCCAACCUGUGGGACGAACCAAACAAAUUUAACCCCAGCCGAUUCAUCGACGAAACUGGCAAGAUCAGGCGUCCCGAGUUCUUCAUGCCAUUCGGCGUCGGUCGGCGUAUGUGCCUGGGUGACGUUUUGGCGCGCAUGGAGAUGUUCAUGUUCUUUGCGUGCAUGAUGCACCAGUUCGACGUGCAGAUGGAGAUGGGGGACGCGCCGCCGUCGCUGGAAGGCACCGUGGGCGCCACGAUCGCGCCGCAGUCUUUCCGCGUGAAGUUCAGCCCGCGCUCGGCACCCGCAGCGGCGGCGCCGGCGCCGGAGCACCCGCACCUGCGUCACGUGGGCGCUCACUAGGCGCCGCCGCCCCGCGCUCCCGGCGCGUACACACACCCACCAGUAUUCAAUGAUCACUCGUUUUAGAGCGAAUCGACAACCAUUUAUUUAAGUCUUAUUAUAUAAGUGACGACAUCGCCGCAGCGAUGCUCGAGGCUGUGCAUAAAGUGUUCAAUUAAAUAGUAGACCGAACGUUAGGUAUAUUGAUAUUCCCAUCGUUGAGAUUAUAAAAUGACGUCUGUGUGAGUUUGCAGUAUUAGAACGUUGGUAGACUAGAAUGAUAGGAACUUCAGCAAAUCACACCAUUACACAUUUUGUAUUUAAGGUUUAUGUUCUAAGUUCUAGUACCUAUACCAAAAUAAAAUGUAGAAUUCUAGGUCAUUAUUUAUUAGUGUCACUUGUGAGAAUGUGGUCUGUUGUGUGUGAUCUCAUGUAUGUUGCGUUGCAGUAGGCUUUAGCUUUAAGGAUUGUAAGUGUUCAUUUAUAUGUUAGUGUAACAUGUACCUAUCGGGUAUGAAGUAACAUUCCAUGAUAGUGUAACAACCAGCAACUAGUCUAGAGCGAUAUCGUCGCUAUAUAAUAGAAUAACGCCUAUCUUUAGUGUUCUUGUUCUGUACUAAAUUGAAUGUGUUGCAACCAAGUUGCCCUGUACUGAACUUCAGUCGGAUAAGUCUGUUAGCUCGCAGCUCACCGUUGUCUGUUUUACUAUUAUAUGCUUUGUAUAAUGCUCUUUUUAGAUUAAGAAUGUAUAGUUUAAGUAAUAAAUUAAUUGUGAAAACUUUGAUUUGAA